Messenger RNA from Orbicella faveolata, 1666 nucleotides. Its product is annotated as calretinin-like. Gene Ontology annotation, cellular component: synapse; cytosol; nucleus. Gene Ontology annotation, molecular function: calcium ion binding. NCBI's taxonomy places the organism in Eukaryota, Metazoa, Cnidaria, Anthozoa, Scleractinia, Merulinidae. The record is from RefSeq and is a predicted model, not a curated record. Gene Ontology annotation, biological process: regulation of cytosolic calcium ion concentration.
UGCCUUGUCUGUGGCAGGGUGCUGCGUUGAAGGGUUAACUCACGCAAGAUGGCUUCCUCCCGCUCAGGAAUGAAGCCGUUUGUCACCAAGUUUCAUGGCAAAACUCAGCUAACAUCGACUGAGUUUAUGGAAGUGUUUAGGAAAUACGACAAAGAUGGUAAUGGUUACAUUGAAGCCAGAGAGCUGGAUCCUUUUCUACAAGAACUGUUCGAAGCAAGAUAUCAUGGUUUGGCUAAAGACAAAGUCAGAGAGAUGCGAGAACUUAUUCUAGAGAGAUACGACAAAAACUAUGAUGGCCGUCUGGAAAUUAACGAGGUAGCCCAAAUUCUUCCUACAGAACAGAACUUUCUUCUUCAGUUCCACCGAGAGUCAAAAAUUUCCAGCGUUGAAUUUAUGAAGAUCUGGAAUCAUUACGAUGUCUAUCGUGAAGGAUACCUAGAGAAGAAACACUUGAGGGGUUUCUUUAAAGACCUGUUGACUGUUAAUAACCCACAUGUCAGUCCACAAAGAAUUGAAGAGUACGUCAAUGCAGCGCUGGAAUCAUUUGACAAGAACAAAGACGGAGAGAUAGAGUUAUCAGAAAUGGCUAAACUUCUGCCCGUUGAAGAGAAUUUCCUCUCAAAGUUCCAGAUCAGGCAAAACCUGACAAGACAAGAAUUUGAGAAAAUCUGGUACCACUACGAUCAGGAUCACAAUGGAAGCAUUGGCGGUGCUGAGCUAGAUGCUCUUAUACGAGACUUGUACAUCAAGAACAACAAGGAACCACCGGACAUGAAAACCAUCAAUGACCAGCGUGACAUGAUUAUGAAGUUCGCUGACCGUGACGGCGAUGAUGCGGUACAGAAGGAAGAAUUGGCCCUGUUUUUCUCGGUGGCGCAGUCUCGAAAAGUUCAAGAUAUCAAGGUUGACGUGGAAGGGCGUGAAGCCGAGAGAAGAGCCGAGAAAGCAGCAGAUCAACAAGAACAAGCGAAGAAACAGGACGACAGCGGUUCCACUGAAGGAAGUACGGGCUGUUGUUGGCUACUGUGAUGAAAGAGUAAAUUAAAUUUCAGAAAAUUUCAACCUUCGAGUUUCUGUAAAGCGCGCUGCUCUAGACAAUUAAUGACUUUUAAACCUCCAUGACUAAAGAAACUGGCGUUGGCAUAACGAUAAAACGAAUAUUAGAAGAAUAAACAGUAAUAAAUAAGGACAAUAUUAAAACUUAAUUCUUCCGCGGUAAGAGAAAUAAUAACUACGCUCUACACUUGAACGCGACGCUGGGUUGUGCAACGAGUGUUAUGAUUCACACGUAGACUGUUCACAGCCCUCUAUUUUUUGUUUGAUCGUUGAACGCGCGGAUAGAAUCGCGAGAGAACUAUUCGCCAGUGCAAGACGGGAGAUUUGACGGGGAAGGGGAUGGGGAAGUUUGGUUGGCUUUGCUCGCCUUCCCGCCCUCGCCUCCGCGUGCCUCGAGCUCGUUUCGCUCGCUUUUUCUUUCGUUGAAAAAUAGGUUGCGAACAGUCUGAAUUCAAACUCAACUCACAACAUUUUUAAAGAGCAUUCAUUCCCUUCUCAGCCUUAAAACAAUCUGUUCAUGUUUCAAUGGAAAAAAUAAAAUAAAGUUAAAUGGUUUGAAACGUAACGUUUCGUAAUACUGACGGCAUUAAAGUGACGACCAGGCGCAUAA